Molecule: messenger RNA, 516 nt
Organism: Lycium barbarum (goji berry)
Lineage: Eukaryota; Viridiplantae; Streptophyta; Magnoliopsida; Solanales; Solanaceae
Product: heat shock cognate 70 kDa protein 2-like
Exons: 2
Biological process (GO): protein refolding; cellular response to unfolded protein
Cellular component (GO): cytoplasm
Molecular function (GO): misfolded protein binding; ATP-dependent protein folding chaperone; ATP hydrolysis activity
Source: RefSeq, a predicted model, not a curated record
UCCGUUCCCUCUCCUCAGCACUUUGUUCAAGAAUUUAAACGAAAGAACAAGAAGGACAUCACUGGUAACCCGAGAGCUCUUAGAAGAUUGAGGACAGCUUGUGAAAGGGCGAAAAGAACUCUUUCCCCCACUGCCCAGACAAACAUUGAAAUCGAUUCCCUAUACGAGGGAGUUGACUUCUAUACGAGCAAUACUCGUGCUAGAUUUGAGGAUCUGAACAUGGAUAUUUUCAGGAAGUGUAUGGAGCCCGUUGAGAAAUGUUUGAGGGAUGCCAAGAUGGACAAAAGCACUGUACAUGAUGUUGUUCUUGUUGGUGGAUCUACUCGAAUUCCCAAGGUUCAACAGCUUUGCAAGACUUCUUUAACGGGAAAGAGCUUUACAAGAGCAUCAACCCAGAUGAAGUUGUUGCCUAUGGUGCUGCCAUUUCUCCGCCGCCCAAAGAGAGAAUGGAGAGCUAAAACAUGUUUUAUUACGGCGUUAAUAGUUCCUUUGAAUUGUUUGGCUGAAGAAGAGUGA